CGCAUAAAACAAAAGAAGUAUCUUAGGACUGAGCGAAUCAUUGUUUGUUCUUUUAUUUCUCUCCCACCUUUUUCUUGUGAGAUACAAUCAUUUCUUCCAUCUUCCUUUCCCGCUCUACCGUUUGAUAAAUCGAAAUGACCUCGGCCGAAUUUGGCAGCCCUUUACGAAAGUACAAACUUGUCUUUUUAGGAGAACAGAGUGUGGGAAAAACGUCUUUAAUCACCCGGUUUAUGUACGAUACGUUUGACAGUUCCUACCAAGCAACAAUUGGUAUCGAUUUCUUGUCGAAAACGAUGUAUUUAGAGGAUAAAACUGUUCGAUUACAAUUAUGGGACACAGCUGGCCAAGAGCGAUUCAGAAGCCUGAUUCCAAGUUACAUACGGGAUUCUUCAGUCGCAGUUAUUGUUUAUGAUAUUUCAAAUAAGGAAUCCUUCGUUAAUACGACCAAAUGGAUUGAUGAUGUACGAGCAGAACGAGGAGACGAAGCUAUAGUGGUUUUAGUAGGUAAUAAGACUGAUCUAAACGAAAAAAGAGCUGUUACAACUGCAGAAGGCGAAAAGAAGGCCAAAGACCUGAACGUUAUGUUUAUUGAAACCAGUGCGAAGGCAGGACACAAUGUCAAGAUUUUAUUUAGAAAAGUUGCCCAAGCAUUACCCGGUAUUAACGGAAAUGGCAUGAAUGAAAAGGAGCAGAUGCAUAAAGUUAGCUUAAACAAUUCUGAUAAAAAUGCUAAUGGUUGCGCUUGCUGAAUCAAAUAAAGGUUAAACAUGUUCUAAUUAUUAUCGGCAAUCAUCUUGAUCCUAACGGCGAAGCAUAAACGGGCCGCUAUGGCUGUGUUGACAUCUGAUAUGAUCGAGGAUCCUAAGCUGUCCCCAACCGAUCUCAAUUUAUUGCUGCCGUGCUUCUGACAACAGCUCGUUGGCUAAAAAUUUUGACCCUUUUUAUAGA
Mycotypha africana is the source of this 948-nucleotide messenger RNA. RefSeq names its product ras family-domain-containing protein. Gene Ontology annotation, molecular function: GTPase activity; GTP binding. The transcript is spliced from 8 exons. NCBI's taxonomy places the organism in Eukaryota, Fungi, Mucoromycota, Mucoromycetes, Mucorales, Mycotyphaceae. The record is from RefSeq and is a predicted model, not a curated record. Bases 135 to 749 code for a protein of 204 amino acids.